AGUUCAGCCCCCAAAGCGGCGCAAGCCUAGAGGGACCUGACCACCUUCUCUCUUCCUCUCACCGUGCCGCGCGGGCCAACACCCAACUUGUCCCGAAUUCCGAUCUCCCACGCCGCCGUCCUUACCGCCGUCGACGAGGUUGGUGGACCGGAGGCCAUCGGCGGGCGCGCCAAACCUGCUUAACCCAACCACAAAGGCUAGGGUUGCGGUCCGGGCGCGUCGGGGCUCGCGAUGGACGACAGUGCCGUGGGCGAGAAGCGCCUAUUGGAGACGGAGGAUCAAGGAAGCCCGGGCGGAGCCGCCGAGGAGGAAGUGGGGGGCGCGCAGGUCGGUGCCGAACCGGCGCCCGAUGCGGCCGCCGCGAAGGUGGGUGGCAGCGGCGAGAUCUUGGAUGCCAGAGAAGGGGACGCGGCCGAGGGGGUUGUGCAGGCGCAGGAGGGUGGCGGCGGUGAGGUUGUGGAGGUCAGACAAAGGGACGCCGGUGGCGACGAGGUGGUAUCUGAUGUGGCCUGGAAUGAGACGACCAUGGAUCCAUCGGCAGGCUAUGAUCAACAGGAUGCUAGGAACGGAGCAGCGCAGGGAAACGGACCGCCACCCUCAGCAGAAUCGGAUGAGGAUGCUGAUCUGUUUGUGGAGGUAGAGCAGCAGGAGCUGGCUGGUUCAGAUCAGAGCGAGGAGUUUUUUGAGAAUGCAGAGGCUUCGGUGACUGGAGAAUCUGUCGCUGCUGAAUGCGAGGCAAUUGAGGAUGAUAGGCCUGCCGAGAUUGUUGUUGAGGAGGAUGCACACGAUGAGCAUCGGGAGCGCUUAGAGGAGCAAGCCAUGUUGGAAGCUAUCAGGCAGUGUGUGACAGAUGCUGUUUUGGCUGAACAUCUCGAUGAGGAACCUGAGAAGGGCAGUGAAGAUGUUCCUGCCUGUGACAGCAAUCCUGACAUGAACUCUAGUGAACCUGAACAUGUUCAAGAAGCUAGGUUGGUUGGGCAGAGCAAACAGCAGCCAGAAUAUAGCAAGGGAGAUACUGCUGCCCGUGAUAGCAAGCUUGAGGUCCCUACAAAAUCUGGAGGCGAGCCUGAUGUGAUGGUCGAGGAAUUGGAUGAUGCAAACUCCUCUGAUGAUGAGAUUAAGGCUAGCUCUGCUCCUGCACGAUCCUCUAAUGCUACAGCAGGUCAGGCUAAUGGCCCCUCUUUGCCGUCUCGUCCUGCUGGCCUUGGAUCAUCGUCUUCCUUGUUGCCUCCUGCCCGACCUGCACGUGCUAAUGGUCCAGUCGCUGUGGACAGGGAUGCUCGGCAGGAUACUGAAUCUGCUGGGGACGAUGGAGAUGAGAAUGAUGAAAUCCGGGAGAAGCUCCAGAUGAUCCGGGUUAAGUUUUUGCGUCUUGCUAACAGGUUUGGGCAAACGCCUCAAAAUAUGGUGGUCUCGCAGGUUCUUUACCGGCUCGGGCUGGCAGAACAGAUUAGAAGAAACGGCCGUGGUGUUUUUAACUUUGAUCGAGCACAAGAGAUGGCAGAACGGCUUGAAGCUGCUGGAAAUGAGCCCCUUGAUAUGUCCUGCACUAUAUUGGUUCUUGGUAAAACCGGGGUUGGCAAGAGUGCUACUAUAAAUUCAAUUUUCGAUGAUGUGAAGCUAGAGACUGAUGCUUUUGAAUCCAGCACCAGAAAAGUUCAAGAAGUAGUUGGUAUGGUUGAGGGAAUCGAAGUAAAAGUGAUUGAUACACCUGGCCUUUCAUCCUCAUCUGCAGACCAGCACUACAACCAGAAAGUUCUCAAUUCUGUGAAGAAAAUAGUGAGCAAAAACCCUCCUGAUAUUGUUCUUUAUUUUGACCGACUGGAUCUGCAGAGCAGGGACUAUGGUGAUGUCCCUCUGUUGCAGACCAUUAGCAAAGUUUUUGGAGCCUCGGUCUGGUUCAAUGCUAUAGUAGUGUUAACUCAUGCUGCAUCUGCACCACCAGAUGGACCAAAUGGAAUUCCUCUGAGUUAUGAGAUGUUUGUCACCCAGAGGUCCCAUGUAGUCCAGCAAGCUAUAAGGCAGGCGGCUGCUGAUGUUCGUCUUAUGAAUCCAGUCGCCCUAGUGGAAAACCACUCAGCUUGCAGGACAAACAGGUCAGGCCAGAGAGUGUUGCCAAAUGGACAAGUCUGGAAGCCACAGUUGUUGUUGCUCUGCUUUGCGUCAAAGGUUCUAGCAGAGGCUAAUUCGUUUCUCAAGUUGCAGGAUAGCCCCGCUGGUAAAACUUCUAGCACGAGGGUUGCUCCACUUCCUUUCCUCCUCUCCUCACUUCUUCAGUCUCGAGCUCCGCUGAAGUUGCCCGAGGAGCAGUUUGGUGACGAUGAUGAUCUUGAAGAUGAUUUGGCAGAUGAUUGUGGUUCAGAUGAUGGUUCAGACUAUGAUGACCUGCCUCCUUUCAAGCGCCUCACUAAGGCUCAACUUUCAAAACUCAACCAUGCGCAGAGGAAGGCAUAUCUUGAGGAACUAGACUACAGAGAGAAGUUAUUCUACAAAAAACAGCUGAAAGAGGAACGUAUGCGUCGUAAAAUGAUGAAGAGGAUGGCAGCAGAAGCCAGGGCCAGAGAAGAUGAUUUCGGUAACAGCAAUGUUGAUGACGAUGGCAGUACUCCGACCAAUGUUGCAGUGCCUAUGCCUGACAUGGUAUUGCCCUCGACUUUUGAUUCUGACUAUCCUAGCCAUCGCUACCGUUUUCUGGAUACACCAAGUGAAUGGCUUGUGAGGCCUGUGCUGGAGACCCAGGGAUGGGAUCAUGAUGUUGGCUAUGAAGGUCUAAACGUUGAAAGAUUAUUCGCUGUCAAAGGUAAAGUGCCUCUGUCUGUGUCUGGCCAGCUAACAAAGGACAAGAAGGACAGCUCCCUCCAAAUGGAGGUUGCAAGUUCUGUUAAGCACGGCGAGGGUAAAACUUCUUCAGUCGGGCUUGAUUUGCAGUCUGUUGGUAAGGACAUGGCAUACACAAUUCGUGGCGAGUCGAGAUUCAAGAACUUCAGGCGCAAUAACACAGCUGCUGGGAUAUCUGCGACGCUCCUUGGAGAAACCGUAUCAGCGGGUGUGAAGAUCGAGGACAGACUGAUAGUGAACAAGCAGCUGAGGCUUCUAGUAAGCGGUGGCGCUAUGAGUGGGAAAGGAGACGCCGCGUAUGGCGGACGUCUGGAAGCGACAUUGAGGGACAAAGACUACCCGAUUGGACGCAUGCUUUCCACUCUCGCGAUCUCUGUCGUGGACUGGCACGGGGAUCUCGCCAUCGGGUGCAAUGCCCAGUCUCAGAUCCCUGCAGGAAGAUCUAGCAACCUGAUUGCCAGUCUGAACGUGAGCAACAAGGGGACUGGGCAGGUCGGCAUCCGCCUGAACAGCUCCGAGCAUCUGCAGAUCGCGCUCCUCGCUCUGGUGCCGAUAUACAAGAACAUCAGGAAGUUGCUGGACAGCUACUAUGAAUCUGCCUAGUGUCUGUAUAGGCCUGGAAGAUGAUCCUUAGGGUUGAUGCAAGCAUAAAAUGGGACCAUACAUUUGUUUUGUCACUUCUGUUUUUUCCAAUCUUUGCCAGCUUUGUAAGAAAAAAGAAUGUUGCUUUCCUGAGCUCUCUCUGGUGAAGCUGAAUUUUGCCGUGCA
Molecule: messenger RNA, 3606 nt
Organism: Hordeum vulgare subsp. vulgare (domesticated barley)
Lineage: Eukaryota; Viridiplantae; Streptophyta; Magnoliopsida; Poales; Poaceae
Product: translocase of chloroplast 101, chloroplastic-like
Biological process (GO): protein targeting to chloroplast
Cellular component (GO): chloroplast outer membrane
Molecular function (GO): GTP binding; GTPase activity
Source: RefSeq, a predicted model, not a curated record